GCGGCGGCGUGCUCGCGGUUGGGCCCGCCGCGGCCGCCGCCCUCGGGGCAGGGGGUGGAGAGAUGGCGGACGUGGUCGUCGGCAAAGAGAAGGGCGGGGAGCAGCGGCUGGUGUCGUUGCCUCUAUCCCGCAUCCGGGUCAUCAUGAAGAGCUCCCCCGAGGUGUCCAGCAUUAACCAGGAGGCGCUGGUGCUCACGGCCAAGGCCACGGAACUCUUUGUUCAGUAUCUAGCCACCUACUCCUACAAACAUGGCAGUGGAAGAGACAAGAAGGCUCUGACGUACAGUGAUCUGUCAAAUACUGCAGAGGAAUCAGAAACUUUUCAGUUUCUUGCAGAUAUAUUACCAAAGAAGAUUUUAGCUAGUAAAUACCUGAAAAUGCUUAAAGAGGAGAAGAGGGAAGAAGAUGAGGAAGAGAACGACAACAAUGAUGAAUGUGACGAUGAUGAAGCUGAAUCCUAAACGUACAGACAAAGUGCUUUACCGAUCAGCCUGGCAAGGCCUUCUGGAUGGGCAGCAUUGCUUUGAAGCAAGCACAGCUCUGUGACUUCAGUCUCUUCACACUUCAGAGUUUCCGAGGAGACGGCAUCUCCCCUGGCUCAGACAGCGUCUAAGGCAGCUCCCCCAUAAGUAGCCAACAGGAAGUAACCCCAGGGCAGCCCCUCUUUCAGGCCCACACUGCAGUUGAAGGUCACUGAGGACGAGCGGCCUACACAGUCAGGCUCUGCCAGUUGGUCUGCUACAGCUUGAAGCCGCAGAGGCAGACGACUUUGCUCAGUGUCGUAAUUUACAAAUAGACUUUGAAGAGUUUCUAAAUAUCAGCUGGGUAAAUUCAUGUGUGUAUAUUUCCAGGUUAGGUCUUGUCAACAACUAGAUCCAGUUUUAGGUAAAUAUGUGGUUUAUGGGUAGUAUGUUACAUUUGAAUUUUUGUAUUUCAGGAACAUUUUUUACUCUUUGUCCAACUAUUGCAUUUUUUUUUUAAACUGUAAAACAUUAUACUUUUCUGUUAAAAUCUGUAUAUAUUUUCACAGUACAUUGUUGUACGGAACUAGUUUUGAAGGCCUUUAUUGCUGUAGUGCUGUGCUUGCUACCUAAAACUUUGUAAGGUUUGGAAACAAAGAGUCCUAAAACUCCUAUUCCCAGAGAAAAAUCCCAAGUCAAAAUUAUCAAAUACAAAAAGAAAUAUUACCUCUGCACAAGCUUAUCGUAAGCAUAUUCUUCUUUAAAACAUGUGUUGAGUAUAUUUCUCGUUCUUCCUUUCUUUAUUCCACCACUGUCGAUACACAGAAGUUGUGUCAUCUCCCCAAAUACUCCCUCACGCUGUCCCUUUAACCCUCCCUGCCCCUUUGCAGCACUCAGCAGACAUUUUCUGUAAAGGGUCAGCUCGUCAGUGUUGGAGACUUUGUGGGCUGUAUGGUCUCUGUUGCAGCUGCUUCUCUCAGCUUUCAGGAUGAAAGCUGCCACGGACAGCUGAUAAAGGAAUGAGUGUGGCUAUGUUCCAACAAAAUUUUACUUCUGGAUACUGAAAUUUGAAUUUUGCGUAACUGUCAUGUCAUGAAAUACUUUUGAUUUUUUUCCGACCAUUAAAAAAUUUAAAAGCUAUUCUUAGCUCACAGGCCAUACAGAACCACAGUGGGCUGGAUUUGGCCUGCGGAGCCUAGCUUACCAGCCAGCCUCUGCCAUUUCCAGGAUGUCACCGCACUGGAGAUGUAGCCUUUGGGUUUGGCUUCUUUAAUACUUGGCACAAUGCAUUUGAGAUUCACGCAUGUUGCUGUGUGUGUCAGCGGUCACUCCUUCUUACUAAGUAACAGUCACUCAUGUGGAUACGCUGCUCGUUUAUUCACUCCCCAGGUAAACGGUUAAUUCCCUACUUGGGUUGUGUACAGGUUUUUGUGUGAAUAUAGGAUUUCAUUUCACUUGGGUGAAUACCUACAAACGGCCAAACUUUUCCAAGUGGCUAUACCAUUUUGCCUUCCCACUAGCACCAUACAGGGGCUCCAGUUCUUUUGUGUCCUUUGCAACACUUGGUAUGUUUCUUUUCACAUUUUAGCCACUCUGGUAGUUAGAGGCCUGGAUUCGCACUUCCCUAACGUAAUGCUGCUUCUCUCUGUACACCUUCUUUGGUGGAGUGUCACAGUCUGUAGCCCAUCUUUUUACUGGGUUGUUUUGUUGUUGAGCUUUGAGAGUUUUAUGUAUUCUGAAUACAAGUCUUGAAUCAAGAUACUUGAUUUGCACAUAUUCUAGGGUAUGGCUUGUCUUUUCAUUCUUGAACAGCAUUUUUUGAAGAGCAGAACUUCUUAACUUUGAAGAAGUCUGGUUUAUUUUUUUCUUUUGAGGAUCAUGCUUUUCAUGUAUCUAAUCCUCACCAAACCCAAGGUCACAAAGAUCUCCUGUGUAUCUUUUAAAUGCUGUGCUUGGCCUCAGUACCUAGGCCGACAGUAAUGUAAUGUUGCUUAAGAAAUCUCCGGAGAAACCCUAAUGGGCUGAAGUGUCCGCGAGCUGCCGUGAGUACUUAGCCUUCUUGUUCCUCCCUGAACCAGGUGCUGGACUACUCUGGUAGCUUCCUAACUGGUUUUCUCGCCGUCUUCAGUCUUAACCAUUGUGCAUACUGCAAUCAGAUUAUCAAAACGAUUUUAUCAAGAUUAAUCUGGUCAGAAGUGCUAAAGAUAGCUGAUAAUUCUAGUAGCCACUGGGGGCUGUUCUCUGUGCACUGUGUACAUUUUCAUCAAAUCCUCACAACUUAGAAAGUAUGUUUCUACCUUUCACAAAGGGAAUGGAGCUCCGGGUAAGGAGUGAAUGAAUGCAAGGUGCAGCGAGGAAGUGGUGAGGCUAGGAUUCAAGUCCCAGAUAGGAUUCUCCUCGUACCAUGCGGCUUAACGGGGUACAGAGCCUCCCCAUUGUCUGUGGGAUCAGUUCCUAACUUGGCAUUUGAGGCCCUCGACACUAAUCUCAGUCUCCUUUAGAUCCUGCUAUUUUCCUAAAUUCACUUUCCAUUCCUGCGGGUCUGUCCAUCCUGCGUGGAGCAUGAACAGCCACUGUACAUCCCUGUUAGGGGGCUGAAGUCCUUUCCUAACUCACGCGCUGCUUCUGAAUUCAGUUCUUUCCAACCCAAUCGUGAGCUACUUCUGACCAGUAAAUGUUAGAGAAGCAGUGAAGAGACAGCGAGGUCGUGUUAAGUAAGGGCCUACUUGCAGAUCAGUGUGAGUUUCUCUUGAUCUCACAUCACUUUCUGUACAUUUCUCCCGGUUUGACUAGCAUUCCACAGGGCCAGUGGGCCACAAAAGAUGGUUUGUGGUUUUGGAUACUAAGAAAUAAGUACAGGGCCCAGUGUUACAUCUUACCACAGUUAAAAGAAGUAUAGGGUCCCCCAGAUACAUUAAGGAAAAAAAAUCUCAAAUUUGUAAAUUUGUAAAUAUAAAAAGACUGAGGAACAAAACAUACCAGAAUGUUAAGAGUACCUAUCAGUGGUGAUCAAAGAUAAUUGGAAUUUUUUGUGUUUAUCUAAAAUUUUCACAUUUUCUGUAAUGAACAGUAUUAUUCCUAAAAUCAAAAAAUAGCUGUAAACUAGGAUAAAACCUUGGCCGGCUUUAGCAAUGAUGUGCAUCCUACUGGCUUUCAGCACUGAGCCAACCCUCCUUUCCUUCCCAACACCACGCAUUCUUUCAGCACACAGUGGGUCAGAGUGAGGCUGCCUGGACUUCAGAGCAGUGUGGGAAGGUAAACCCAGUCAGGCAGAGGGGGCCAGCCACCCAGCAGGCGAGACCCCCAGGUGUGGUCAGCUCUGAGUCCCACGCUCAACAAAAAAUGGAGCUUUCCAUGUUACCAGGUGUCAACUGCUUUAUGGGCAUCCUUUCUCCCUGGCUUUUAGACAGUCCCCCACGGUACCACAUCUGUUCUCACUCCUGUCCAGCUCAUUCCUGUGGUUUUCAUCCCCCAAACCCCAAAUUCUCCAGUGUAUGCUGAGCUCUGUUGAGUAUACAUGGAAGAGGCCCAAUGUUUGUAGAAGUGGGCCGUCGACUUCUGUCAUUGAAGGCAAGCUCCCACUUUGGAAACCUGGAAUCUUAACCUGUGCAGAAGGAAGUGCCCAAAUAAACAUGUGAGUAAUUAGAGAUCCUUGGAAGAGGCAGCUGUAAAUAUGAGGAAUUUUAUUUAUUUAUUUUUUUUGCUGACAUACUAUGAGGCAAAACAAAAUUGACAACCAUACAAAAUAACUUUAUAAAAUAUCAUUCACAUCAUAUUUUAUCCGAUUUACAGCGUUCUGUGCAUGUUAUGGGUUAUGGAAGGAGGUGAAAAAACACUAUGCCAAACCUUUAGUAUUAGUUCAUAUACACACAGUAAGAAACAAAACAAGUAACUGUUAGGGUGUCCAUGAAUUUAUUGCAAAAAUAGUGCAAACUACUUAACCUAGUAAGCUGUAAAACACCUGAAAGGACCCAGCUAAGCUUAAACACGACAGUAGAUGCUCAGUGUCUCAGCCUUUAGCUUUCUUCACCAGUUUAUCUUUUGUCAAAUCAAGGCCACUCCCCCCACCAUUCUGGUGCGGGGAGCGCUGGGCAAUGGAGAGGGGAAAAUCACCUCUUCCGAACUACCAGAUUGGUUGGGCUGCUUGCUAUCAGCAAUACCUUUAGGAUCAUGCUACUUAUUCAAGAUGGCAAUUUUGUGAGGUCUGUGUUGAAAACAAUAAGAUGCCAUUAUUCUUGCUAAAGUUUGAACUUAGGAAAUAAGUUAUCUUACCGCUUGAUGAUAUGGAAAAAGGAAUUCAGAAGCAGCAUGAACAGGAAGGAUUGGGAAAGUUGUCUGGUUAUAAACAUAGUAUCCUUUGCCUCAGGUCUACUUGGGUAGAGUUAUUCUAAUAUAGGGCAACCUUUGAACCAGAUAUUACAGCUAAGUUAAAAAAAAAAAAAAAAAAAGGAUACCAUAUUCCUACAAGAGUAACUUUAAAUUUUCUUUCAACAGUCUAUUGGGGUCCAAAGAGCAUAUACCUAAAUAAUAAAAGCAAAAAAAAAAAAAAGCUACACGUCAAAGGUAAAGAAACAAAAUGCAGCAUGUU
Loxodonta africana (African savanna elephant) is the source of this 5049-nucleotide messenger RNA. RefSeq names its product chromatin accessibility complex subunit 1 (gene CHRAC1). Gene Ontology annotation, biological process: chromatin remodeling; DNA-templated DNA replication. The record is from RefSeq and is a predicted model, not a curated record. Gene Ontology annotation, molecular function: protein heterodimerization activity. The coding region runs from base 63 to 461 and encodes 132 amino acids. The transcript has 3 exons. Gene Ontology annotation, cellular component: nucleus; CHRAC. Lineage: Eukaryota; Metazoa; Chordata; Mammalia; Proboscidea; Elephantidae.